Messenger RNA from Solea solea (common sole), 2792 nucleotides. It is a transcript of the gene poc1b, whose product is annotated as POC1 centriolar protein B. Gene Ontology annotation, biological process: cilium assembly. Gene Ontology annotation, cellular component: ciliary basal body; centriole. The transcript is spliced from 11 exons. The record is from RefSeq and is a predicted model, not a curated record. The coding region runs from base 442 to 1332 and encodes 296 amino acids. Lineage: Eukaryota; Metazoa; Chordata; Actinopteri; Pleuronectiformes; Soleidae. Gene Ontology annotation, molecular function: protein binding.
UGAGCGUCUCAAUGUAUCAGAUUAGAAGGCCACACGACACACCAGCCACAUAUACACUGUAUAUUUAUAAUUUAUAAACUUUUCCAGUGGUUUACUAUUCCUAUCCAAGAGAAUCUACCAGUUCAGUGAACGCAACAGCAACAGUCUCAUCACAAGUACAACAACUACCACGACUACAACACCGUUUUUGAGCAGUGGAGAUAGCCAAGUAGUUUUGGCAACUUUUACAAAUACAAAUCUCUGAUUAUGUUGAUGAAUGAUUGGGCUUUUUUUUCGUUUUUAAAAGGAAAGACGCCGCCGCCCCCGCUGCAGUUCUCUGCGCUCGACAGGUCAGGUCUGAGACAGUUGUUGAGGGCGCUCUGUUUGACUGAGAUGGGAAAUGCUGUACAACUUUCCCUCGGGCAGACAACAUUAUCUCUGUAAGGACAACAUUUGACAACAAUGGCGUCUGUUAUGGAGGAUCCUACACUGGAGAGACACUUCAAGGGCCACAAAGAUGCUGUCACAUGUGCAGACUUCAGUCCAAAUCGCAAACAUCUGGCCUCAGGUUCUGCAGAUAAGAGUCUGAUGAUAUGGAAUCUGGCUCCUAAGGCAAGGGCAUACCGCUUUAUUGGCCACCAAGAUGUCAUCACUGGGGUCCAUUUCUCUCCAUCUGGUAACUUGGUGGCAACGUCAUCCAAGGACAGAACGGUCCGACUGUGGAAACCUUCCAUAAAAGGAGAUUCAACUGUUUUCAAAGCUCACACUGCCACUGUACGCAGUGUUGCUUUCUCCAAUGACGGUCAGAGACUGGUGACGGCGUCUGAUGACAAGUCGGUCAAAGUAUGGAGCGUUCGUCGACAGUGCUUUCUCUAUUCGCUGAAUCAGCACACGAACUGGGUGCGCUGUGCCAGGUUCUCUUCAGAUGGGCGCCUCAUCACUUCCUGUGGGGACGACCGUUCUGUCCGGCUCUGGGACACUUCCACCAAACACUGCAUCAACUGUUUCACCGACUAUGGCGGAUCAGCAACGUGGGUUGACUUCAACUCCAGCGGCACCUGCAUUGCAUCUUCAGGAGAUGACCGUUCAUUGAAAAUUUGGGAUUUACGGACCAACAAGCUGAUUCAACAUUAUCAGGUCCACAGUGCAGAAAUCAAUAGCUUUUCCUUCCAUCCAUCGGACAACUACCUGAUCAGUGGUUCCAGUGACGGCACUGUGAAGAUCCUGGACCUGCUGGAAGGACGUCUCAUCUACACCCUACAUGGACACAAGGGUGCUGUGAUGACGGUUACAUUUUCCAGAACUGGAGAACUCUUUGCCUCGGGGGGAGCUGACCGUGAGGUUGGUGUUUGAUUGAUUCAAUAAUGACCCUGUUUCCUCCAUCAAUAGCUUAUAACUUCACAGGUAUCCUUUUGUUUCCUGAAGUAGAACAUGUAAGGAACUUUGGUCCCUUGUUUUGUUAGGUGCUGUUGUGGAGGACAAACUUUGACACCAAGUCCUACCAAGAUGUCCUACAACAACACAGCCGCAGGUCCACCCCUGAUCCUCCACCCCACCUGUCUGACAUCCACCCGAGGGUACCUCACCUUCAUCACCCACAGUCAGCAACUAUUCAGAUCAAUCCAGCUGUGACAGACACUCAGUCGGCUAACCCACGUGUCGUAGAGCUGGGCAAAACCUUUCACAGCACCACGCUCCUAAAUGAUCGGACACACUUAAUGCCCACGCAAACUGCUGCCAACAGUCACCACUCCAACGGUUUGCAUGCGUGUCAUGUUGCCAAGUUAAGAGUGGAAGACGGGAACGGUGACAGAAGAGCCCAUAGGGCUGGUUUGGCCGCCGGGAGCCAGAGAGUGGCUGACAGGGGUGAAAGGGGAAGAAGAGAGGAAGAUGAAGAGAAGAGAAAGGAGACAAACCCAUCCGAAGACCUCUUUGGUCAUCAGUUGAGGCUGGACUCUAUUCUGGGCCACAUUGUUCAACAGCUGGAUGUUCUUACACAGACGGUGUCCGUGCUGGAGGAACGUCUCUCCCUGACUGAGGACAAGCUGAAAGAGUGUCUCCUCCACCAGUCCCAGAUUCUGAGGGACGUGCAAGCAUCAGGCGAGAGGCAGAGGAUGGAGAGCCAAGAGACGGAUGGAUCACCUGUCCAGUUCACUUCUGGUCGACCUCGCUCUCUCUCAGACUACAGCACAAACACGGACUGAACAGCACGGGUGUGUGUGUGGGUUUCCAUCACAUGUUACCUUUGGGGACAGUAUUCCGUCAACAGACCAAUUGAUUUGUUGACAACUUAUUCAGUCUGGUGGGAAAGUCAUGUCCUCACUUGACUGUUGUGUUGUGUGACUGUUGAUUUCACUCUUUAAGGUCAAGUUUUGGCCAGGGUUUGGAUAAUUCUUCAGGAAAUGAAUGCAAGUCUAUGAAAGUGAUCUGUGUGUGUGUGUGUGUGUGUGUGUGUGUGAGCGAGAGAGAGAGAUAACAUAUUUUCUCGAUGUCUUUCCUCACUUCUUAAGAGCAUCCAGCUGUACAGCCAAGCAGACAUUCCUAGUGUGUGUGUUGAUAUGGAUGUUACGUCCAAUCUGGACAGCUGCAGCUAUGAAAACAGACAGUGCUUGUCUGCUGUGUGACCUAUGUUUUUGUGUGUGUAUAUCUAUGUAUCUGUGUGUUUGCACAUAUUUUAGCAGUAGCUUGCUUUGCAGGGAAAUUUUUUCCUUCCAUUCUCUUUGCAUCACUGUGAUUUUAAACCCAAAUUGUGCACCUACACCUCGUGUAAAUGUUAUUUAUGUGAAUAAAUGUCAUAUUUGAUUGCUCUUGUA